AUGAUAAGGAGGAGGAUGGGGGCACUGCACGUCGGCGAGCCGCGGGUCAGCUUCCAGCAGCAGGUCGGCAAGAACGGCGGGGGCCACGGCGCCGUCGUGGAGGAGAUACACGGGCUCAUCCGCGUGUACAAGGACGGGCACGUGGAGCGCCUCCCGGCGAUCCCCGACGUGCCCUGCACGUGGGGCUCGACGGCCGCCGGGAGCGGCGUCCUCGCGCGCGACGUGGCGGUCGACCGCGCCACGGGGGUGUGGGCGCGCCUGUACGCGCCGGCCGCCGCGGCGGGGAAGGUCCCCGUGGUGGUCUACUUCCACGGCGGCGGGUUCAGCGUCGGCUCCGCGGCGUGGAGCUGCUACCACGAGUUCGUCGCCCAGCUCCCCGCGCGGGCGGGCUGCGCCGUGAUGUCCGUCGACUACCGCCUGGCGCCGGAGAACCGGCUGCCCCCGGCCUUCGACGACGGGCUCACGGCGCUGCGGUGGCUGCGGCAGCAGGCGGGCAGAAACAACGCCGCCGCCUCCGACGAGGUCUCCUGGUGGCGCGGCCGGUGCAGGUUCGACCGCGUGUUCCUGAUGGGCGACAGCGCGGGCGCCGCCAUCGCGUUCCACGUCGCGGCGCGGGCCGGGCAGGGCCAGCUGGGCGCGCUGGCGCCGCUCUCGGUGAAGGGGGCCGUACUGAUCCAGCCCUUCUUCGGCGGGGAGGCCCGCACGGCGUCGGAGAAGAGCAUGCCGCAGCCAGCGGGGUCGGCGCUGAGCCUCUCCACCUCGGACAGCUACUGGCGCAUGGCGCUCCCGGCGGGCGCCGGGCGCGACCACCCCUGGUGCAACCCGCUGGCCCGCGGCGCGCCCCGGCUGGAGGCCCUGGCGCUGCCGGCCGUGCUGGUGUGCAUCUCGGAGGCGGACAUCCUGCGCGACCGGAACCUGGAGCUGUGCAGGGCGCUGCGCAAGGCCGGCAAGAGCGUGGAGCAGGCGACGUACGGCGGCGUGGGGCACGCCUUCCAGGUGCUCCACAACUGCCACCUGUCCCAGCCGCGCACGCAGGAGAUGCUCGCCCACAUCCGGGCCUUCGUCAGCGCCAGGUCCAGCUGA
Molecule: messenger RNA, 1083 nt
Organism: Triticum turgidum subsp. durum (durum wheat)
Lineage: Eukaryota; Viridiplantae; Streptophyta; Magnoliopsida; Poales; Poaceae
Source: the annotation of a GenBank genome assembly